CAGCGAUGCUCAUAGCUGCUUCUGUUACGGUAAACAGGGCAAGCGCGUGGAAGACUUAAUGUCAAGGAAAGCUGUUAACCAGACAGGAAUGUGUCAGAACAUGAUGAAAAGGAGGUUAAGUGUUUCAAACUGGUGUCAAAACAGGAAGCUGGCCUAACAGAUACUCCCCUGCCAGACGUCCAGUAUGACUGAGGGGGUGGAGGGCCUCCAGAUGCCGGCUCAAAGGCCCCAGCACAGGCCCAGCACAGGGGACACGGUUGUCCUCAGGCGGGGCAGCACAGAGGCAGCCCAGGGCCCUAGGGAUCCAGAGUCCCGGUGCUCUCAGACGCUGGAUGGAGAGGAACAAGGGACCAUGAGGAGCACCGACAGUGGUUCAGAUGAGCGGAAGGAUCCGGCAGAGCUGAGGGGGUUCCCCGUGGACUGUCCGGAAGGGCAGGAGGAUGGGGUGACUAAGCACGGCCAACAGGUGGCCCCAGACGGAGGCUGGGGUUGGGUGGUGCUGGUGGGUACCGUCUUGGUCCUGGCUCUAACACUGGCCUUUCCCUCCUGCCUUGGCAUCUUCUUCACUGAGCUGCAGACCGAGUUUAACACCAGCAACACAGAGACGUCCUGGGUGCCAGCUAUCAUGACUGCAGUGCUGCAUGCAGGCGGUCCCCUCUGCAGCGUGCUCGUGGAAAGUUUCGGUUGCCGAGCGACAGUGAUGGUGGGCGGGUUACUGAGUGGGCUGGGAAUGGUGGUCAGUGCCUUGGCCAGAACCAUCACAGAGUUGUACAUCACUGCCAUCAUCACAGGGUUGGGGUUCUGCCUGUCAUUCCAGCCCUCUGUGACGAUGAUGGGACACUACUUUGUGCGCCGCCGUGUCUUUGCCAACGCCUUGUCGUCCACCGGAACAGCACUGGGCCUGAGCACCCUGCCGCUGCUGUCCAACUAUCUGCUCAGCCAGUUUGGCUGGCGGGGAAGCUUCCUGGUCCUGGGAGGGAUGCUUUUCAACUGCUGUGUGUGCGGGGCUGUGAUGAGGCCUCUGACCGCCAGACCACGACCAACCAAACGGAAAUCCUCCGCGUGGCCCGCCGACCCAGCCAAUCAGCUUCGGGAGAGGGAGGGGCUGAAGGUUCGGCUGAGGACCACCUUCUCUGACCUCAUGGCCUUCCUGAGGCACCACAUGGCCUUUGACCUGCUGGUCAGCAACGUCCGCUACCGUGCCUACGCCCUGGGGGUGACCUGGAUGAUGCUGGGCUUCGUGGUGCCCCUGAUCUUCCUGGUCCCCUAUGCCACUGACCACGGCAUGGCGCAGGACCGCGCUGCUCUGCUCAUGUCCAUCCUGGGCCUGGUCAACAUCGCCGUGAGGCCCGUGGUGGCCCUGCUCCUAUGCCUGCCCCGGUUCCAGGGCGGCGGCUGCUUCGGGUACGUGUUUGCCGCGGCCGUGCUGGUGAACGGGCUCAGCAACGCCGUGUGCGGGGCGUCGGCCAGCUUCCCGGUGCUCGUGGCGUACGUGGUGCUCUUCGGCCUGUCCAUGAGCGUGAUCGGCUCGCUGCUGUUCACCGUGCUGAUGGAGACGGUGGAGAUGAGCCGCUUCCCCUCCGCCCUGGGGCUCAUAAGCAUGCUGGAGAGCGGCAUGCUGCUGGUGGGGCCGCCUCUCGCAGGCAUUUUGGUGGACAGCACUGGCCAGUACUCGUACGUCUUCUACGCCUGCUGUGUGUGUGUGUCCUCAGCUGGUCUCUUUCUCAUGGCCUCUUUCUACUGGCUGGACAGACAAGAUAAGAAGAAGAAGACCAAACUGUCGGCCCCUGCUCAUCCACAGAAGCCUGCUCUCAUCCUGGCCCCUGACUGCCAGUAUAGCCAUAUACAUUCACAAGCAGGGAAAGCAUCAGACACGGUUUAUGUCACCAAUGUGUGACAAACCGACGCACACACUGUACACUGUACACUGUACAGUAUCAACACCUCAGUGGUGUAUGAUUCAAGUACAGUCGAGAUACAUUACAUUUUACAUUUAUAUUUAGUCAUUUAGCAGACGCUCUUAUCCAGAGCGACUUACAGUAAGUACAGGGACAUUUUCUCUGAGGCAAGUAGGGCGAAGUGCCUUGCCCAAGGACACAACGUCAUUUUGCACAGCCGAGAAUCGAACCGGCAACCUUCUGAUACCUUACUAGGUCGCUAGGGAACUAAGUUACAAGUCACCCAUUACAAUACCGCUUGAAUAAGUGUUUGAGUAUCGGAAUUUAACAGUAUUUAAGUAUCAAAAGAUACACGCAACACAACACGGAUGUCCACAGAGUUUGUUUUCGCAAUGAAACAUCCAUCACCUCGCAAUUAUACUUUACAUUUCUAAUAUAGAGGCCGACAAAAGAGUGACACUUCCUGAUUCACUUGCACUGAUAUAGGAAAAAUUAAAUCGGAAAAAGAAAGAAAAUAGUUUUGUAUUUUCAAGUACGGUGGUGUUAUAAUAAGUAGGCUAAGUACUAAGCUGUACCAAAGAUACUUUUGGCACAUAAGGCCUCGUAGCCCAGACACACCUCAGACGUUCAGUUACCUUCACCACCCCUUUAUAAGAAUAAUGACCAGUUCAGACACACUGUUGUAUUAGCAAAGUCAGGGGACGGAUUUUACAGUGAAUAGAGAAAACAAAGAUAACGUAGCCAACACUUGUUCAUUAUUCAAUCAGGCGGAUACAACAUCAUCAUAGCAUCAUAGGACUCCUAGAAGCUAAGCCUGACUACUGGUAGUAGCUGCACAGGGCUGUCAUUGAUACCCAAUAUUGAUUACAGUAAGAACACACGAGUCAUAAGAUACAAUGAUAAUAAGGCCAUAGCUAAUUAACUGAUUGUAUUUCAUAUAAGCACAUGAUGUAUUAUGUAUGAGAUGUUGAGGCAUUGAUAACAGUAUGUGUGUGCAUACAUGCACACCGCAUGGUUUACACUGUGGACCUGGAAGGCACAUGUUCAGUCACAUGCCUAAAGCUCCUCCCCUCGUGUUCCCAUAUUUAUCUAUCUCUCUAUUUCUGUCUAUAGACAGGGAGUUGUUCCUGUUGUUUUUCAGCUUCUGCCCACAGGUCAUAGAACUACUGAACAUUCCUCUAUCUAUUCACGACAGUAAUGCUGUUUAAGAUGGUCAAAAUGACAGUAAAUCCCCUAAAUCUAAAAUGUUGAACUGAAAAUCCACAUUGAUGGGAAUAUUAGAUUUGAUUUUCUAAUUUAUGUUGGCCAUAUCCUGUGAAAUGGUGUCGAUAUGUGUUAGAAUAUGUGUCAUUUGAAAGCAUUUCAUAGUAUGUUCAUUCAUGAGUUGUCGGUUAGGAACACUGCAGUAUUACAAACUAUGUAUUAGGGUAUAAGUGCACUCAGAAAAAAUGAUUGGAAUCAUGGCCUUGUGCUAUGAAUAUAGAAUGUAGAAUGUUUAAUGAAUGUAUUCCUCAGUAAGUUGUAUAGAUGGAUUCAUAUAAAUGAAGUGGUAGCCUUAUGUAAAGAAAAGGACAGAAAUGUUUUUGGUCUUAGUUAUAACUUAUUCUUGAAUACUUUAACAAUGUUCCAUCUAAAAUGUUUGCACAGUAUUAAAACUGUUUUUA
This is a messenger RNA of Hypomesus transpacificus, 3562 nucleotides long. It is a transcript of the gene slc16a5b, whose product is annotated as solute carrier family 16 member 5b. The record is from RefSeq and is a predicted model, not a curated record. Lineage: Eukaryota; Metazoa; Chordata; Actinopteri; Osmeriformes; Osmeridae. Gene Ontology annotation, molecular function: monocarboxylic acid transmembrane transporter activity. Gene Ontology annotation, biological process: monocarboxylic acid transport; transmembrane transport. The transcript has 5 exons. The coding region runs from base 185 to 1897 and encodes 570 amino acids.